UUUCGCUUUAUAGAUCUUUACCUGGGACAACAGCAGCCGAGUGUGAAUCAAAUCUCAAAAGAUCUACACAGUCCACACAGUACAGAGCUUUUGGAGUGUAUAUAAUAAUAUUCCUCCAGUGACUACUUUGCCUUUGAGGUGUAGUUACCACUUAAUGCGUGGAGAAAGACGGCCUCUGUGGGAAGAGGAAAGUAAUGCAAAAGGAGGUGUAUGGAAGAUGAAGAUUCCUAAAGAAAGUACAUCUGCAGUUUGGAUAGAGCUUUUGCUUGCUACAAUUGGUGAACAAUUUGUUGACUUCUGUGCAUCAGGUGAUGAAGUAAUUGGAGUCAGUGUUAGUAUUCGGGAUCGUGAAGAUGUGGUACAAGUGUGGAAUGUAAGCGCAUCUCAUGCAAGUGAAGCAAACGUUUUAAGAAAAAUCUAUGAACUUCUUCCUAACACCUCCUUCAAAGCGGUGUUUUAUAAACCUCACAAAGAACAUCAUGCAUUUGAAGGAGGACGUUUUAAACAUUAACACCGGCUCAUACCAGAUGUUACAGAUGGCAUGUUUUCAUUUGAUUUCAGAGCUUGUCCCUGACCAUGGACACUCAGAAACACUACUCCAUUCAACAUGGAAAUAGCCAUAUAUUGCUUUAAUGUAUGAAAAGAAAGCAUCUCAUCUUUAUACCUCAAGUUGAAAUUACUUUUUCAUUGUUGUACACUACCAUGUUAUAUUAUGUUUAUGUGCUCAAUGUUUUUCCCAUGCUUUUAUAAAAAUGAAAAGUGAACUGCACAUAUGAAGACCUGCACCACUGCAAUUACUGUGUGCUUUGACACAUUCCCAGUAAAUCAAAGCAUAGUCAGCUCUUACCUGUUUUUGUCCCUUAUGUUCACAACUGAGAUUGUUAAAACAGGACUACCAAUUUGCUGACAGAAUUGUGUAUUAAUGUUUAAUUUACUGUCUUAUUUUUAGCCAUUUGUCAGUAUAUUCCUGCUUUGUCACGUAUAUAUUAGUACUUAAAUGCAAUACAGUAUAUACAUAAUUAAAAUUGCCAUCAUGGUUUUUUGGAACAAAUUUAAUUUGAUUAAGAUCAUGCAGAAAUGGUGUCAUUUAAGCUGUAGAAAGGAAGUAUGGCAUGAAUGUGAAAUAUGUUUUAUACACUUUUGAUCAGCUAUACAUUUCCUUUUGAUUCAAAAAGAAUUAAUUUAUUUAGUCUAAAGUUUGUAAUUGUUUGAACUUCUGUUUUUCCCCAUCUAGUUACAAUUUCACGUAAUCUCUUUCAGCAUUUUAACUUAGAAUAUUUGGUUACAUAUGUACCUUUCUACAUUUAUAAAAAUGUAUUAUACUGUUUGUAUAGUAGAUAAUUAAGAACUUUAGCACUGAGUUAAUGGGAGUGCACAGAGUAUUUAUUUUUAUUGUGUGUUUACAUGUCACUGUAUUAUGUAUUAUCACAAAUACAUUUGCUGGAAUAUCUUUGGAGAUAAAUCACCAGAUUAUCGUUUUUUCCAAAGAUGCGUAUUUUUUAUGCACAUUAAUCAUGUUCUUUUCAAUAUAAUAUGCAAAAUGGAAUAAUAUUAUGCUUAGAAAUGUAAUUGCUUUUAAGUUGUUCCUUCUGGUAAUGUCCUUUAAGAUGAAUAAAACAAUAAUAUGCUUCCUUGCAUCUCUAAAAAUUUGAAGUAGGCUGUGUCCCUCCAUAUUCAACCAUACAGCUAGAUUUUCAUUUUUUCAUAUUACAUAUAAACAAAGGUUUUGGAUAUAGUCUAUUUUAUUUCCAGAUUAUCUUCUGUACUUUAGUUUUACAACCAAAGUUGUUCAAAAUUCAAUACUGUAACAAAUUUAUAAAACAAUUAUUUAUUGAAAAGGCUAUGAAAAUGAUUAUUUAGUGACAAUUUUUGCAUUUGGUUGUCAAAUCUUUUAAGUAUUUAUAUAACGUCAUCUCAUGUAUAUGUUCACUUUAUAAUGAUAGUUGUUACAGUUAUUUUAUGCAACCUCUUGUUAUCUGUCAAGACUUUGCAGAAUGGUGCCUUGUUAUAUUCCAGAAUUUAACCUCAUGUAAUGUGCCAUUCAUAAAAUCACCUUUUUAACAGUUGUAUAUAUUAAAUAUUAUUCUUGUAGUUUUUGAAAAAUAAAGUUUGCAAACCUA
Molecule: messenger RNA, 2120 nt
Organism: Polypterus senegalus (gray bichir)
Lineage: Eukaryota; Metazoa; Chordata; Cladistia; Polypteriformes; Polypteridae
Gene: eif4e3
Product: eukaryotic translation initiation factor 4E family member 3
Exons: 6
Coding region: 155-511 (118 amino acids)
Biological process (GO): translational initiation
Cellular component (GO): eukaryotic translation initiation factor 4F complex
Molecular function (GO): RNA 7-methylguanosine cap binding; translation initiation factor activity
Source: RefSeq, a predicted model, not a curated record